AGCUUUAACCCAAGCGAUUAUGGAGAAAUUAAGAAGUAAUCUGCUGAAUUGGUCAAGCUGAAAAAAAUGAAUUUCUAUAAAGUACAGUAGACUUACUCCAGAUUUGAUCCCUAUCGAAUCCAAUAAAAACAGCCCGUUUAUGGAUCUUUGUAACGACUUUAUCGAGCUCAAUGGCUUUGGAAAAGUGUACCUCGCUGACUUGCUCUCUAUCACGAAGGGUGAAGAUACUUUUUGGUCGGUUCUCUCCGACAGGAUCACCUUGAAGGAACUGAACGAUGGAGCAAGAAGACUGCAUGAGAUCGUUACUCCUGAUAAUCACAAGUUCACCUUGGUUUUUUGGAAGGAAAUAUUGAAGUGGCAAGAGACAGUUCCCGGACCAGAGAUGAAACAUUUUAUCUCUAUGUUGGGGCACACUAUUCAACUGUAUCUAUCUUGGGACCUUAAUGACCAAAACAUCUUUAAGAUUCUCAGAUAUCUCGCGUCAGGGUUUCAUAAGUUGGUAAAGUUGACAGACGACCAGGAAGCUAUUGUAGGAUUAUUGUACAAACUUCACCAGACAGGAGGAGAGAGAAAUGUUACAACCUUUCUGCUGCUCUUCAAAACCAGUAUGGAACGACUGGUAAAACCUCUUGAUAGUGAGCCCCUGGAUCCGGACUCCUCAACUCCUGACCCAUUAAAAUAUCACGUGACACAGCUACUCCAGACUCUGGAGACAGUCAGCUGCCAGACUAUUGGGCAGGUGUUCCACAAGCUUCAUCGUGUUGAGAUCUGUAGCGCUAUUAGCGCCGGAUUCACGUUAUAUUGGGAGGCUCGCGUGGACAGGCCGAUGUCUUUAAUUCACCGUGUUAUCUACAAGCUGAGUUCUCUAUGUACACUGAUAAGAGAUAACGAGGAGCUAAAAGUUGUGGAAUGUGUCCUGGUCACCAACCUCCUCUCCUACAACUAUCUCCAGAGUGCUGUAAGCGCCAAUGUUCUCGUCUUCCUUGCCAGGUUGGCUCCAGGAAAGUACGUUAUCCAACUGGUUAACUGUCUCAGCGACCUGGUUACGAUAACUCGCUGCCAGAUCAGGUCUUCUUCGCUUAAACUCGCCAUCUCGCGUCUUCUUCCUGUCAUGGAUCAGGCUGACUCCGCUCAUCUUCAGUCCAAGUUUGCUCGUUUAGAUGGCGGGCUACUGCAGUUUCUUGGAAAUGACCAAAAGAAGGAGGAGAUAACAAGUUCAACAUUGCAGCACUGGAAAUCCUCCAAGAUUAAAACAGGUGAUUUGCUAAAAGUUCUGCCGGUCUGCCAGAAGACUCUGCCUACUUUAACCGAGCUAUCAGAUCUGUUGCUUGAUCUCCCCAAGUGUAGGAUGAACCGAAACAAGCUGGAUAAUGUAUAUUGUUCAGUAGUCGGUUGUCUGGAGAGAGAUAGUUGGAGGGAGUACAGACAUGACCCGAGCAAUGUUAUACAGUUGUUCCAACUGCUGCACCGUCUUCUGUCUGUCAACGAUCUUUACAUAUCUACUCUGAUUUUAGAUGUGGUGUCUAAGUUUUCCUCCUACGCUACACCAGACCCCACCAUGUUCUGCCAGCUUUCCAACCAGAUAUUCUCCAAACUUAUGAAGUGUAAACAAAACCCUUACUCGGAAAGAAAAUGUCUCUUCGUGAUUGCAACGUAUGCUAAGAUGACACCAUACCCCGAGUUACUCAGCAAUCUGGCUCAGGACCCGGACAUAAAGUCUAAACUCACAAACUUCUUCCAACACAAAGAAAGACCCUCUGAUAAGACUACAGACACAGUGGCCUCCACUGAAAGGAACUCUGGUUCCAGUACUAAAUUUGAUGUGGAGAAUAUUUUGGAUGUUAUCAAGACCACUCCUGGACAGAGGUUGAUAUUACAUGCCGCCAUUGAAGAGAUACAAACACAUCCUAAAAUACCCUUCUACGCUAGACAGCUAUUGUCAGCUUCAACCCCUUCAACGUAGAAAAUUAAACGUAGAAAACUAAACUUCGGAGUGUAUUCCUCGUUCAACUUUGGCAUGAAAAUUCAGCUCUAUAUACUAGCUUUUAGGUUAAUUUCUAUGAAUGUUCUUGAAGUUUGAAUUUUUUCAAGAGAAUACCUGAUUUUUUUUCUGAUUAGACUCAUUAAUGACCAUUUUAUGAUGUACAUAUUAUAAUAUAAUUAUAUAACAUUCUCACUUAUAUUAUUAUUAGUCUAAUAUGCAGAAAAAAAAAUCAAAUAUUCUCUUGAAAGAAUCGUCAAAUGAGAGUUAAUGACUGUAUAGAGUGUAUACUAUAUCUACUACUUAAUCAGAAUUCUGAUUGUUCUUGUAUAGUUCCUAAUCAUUGAAAUUAAAAAGCUGUAAUAAGUUCAAAGGUUAUCAAAUGUCAGCGAUAAAUGAAACGCUCAUCAAAACUGUUGUGCAAAUGUUGCUAUGUUUUGUCGUCGUUUUCAUUAUUGAUGAUAUUGACAUAGUUGAUUCUGUGCCUUGUGUUUUCCCUCAUUUUGUAAUUUCAUUCGAUUCUAACCGCACAUUUUAAGCCGGUUUUAGUCGACAGUAGAUGACAUUUUUUUAUGCACUUUAAUUUAUCAUUUUUAUGCAAAUAUUUGAUUACUUAUUUACUCUAUUUUCUAUAAACGGUUAAGCUAGAA
Molecule: messenger RNA, 2631 nt
Organism: Bolinopsis microptera
Lineage: Eukaryota; Metazoa; Ctenophora; Tentaculata; Lobata; Bolinopsidae
Exons: 14
Coding region: 140-1963 (607 amino acids)
Source: RefSeq, a predicted model, not a curated record